CGCCAGUCUCUGCGCGCGCUUCUUGGUUUGCGGCUGAGACUGUUAGCUCUGUUGUCCUCACCUUCCGAGGACUGAGCGUCCCGUAACCCUCUCCUGGUCGUUACCGGAGACAGCUGUAGCAGAGGCUGCUGUGAGUGCUGCUGCUGUAGGCGGGUAGUUCUUCGCGUUUUCAUUUCUACGGCUUCCUGGCGACGCGGCUGCCUCCGCUGCCGAGACCGAAGUCACUGUAUAUAUGACUUGUAUCCUGGGUCCACGGGAAGCAUGAGUCUGUUGGGACCUGGGACAAGAAGAAAACAAGACAUCUUCACAAGGAAAACCAGACACUAACUAAAAGUAUCCCACACUCUGAAGGAGAUAGAACACAAACAUGACCGACAGUGGACUUAGGGAUCCUCAAGAGGUAGACUCUCAAAAGGAUUUGGAAAAUGACCCAUCAAUAAAUUCCCAGGCACAGGAGACCACAAUCACAGCAAGUGCCACUGAAGAAGCUCAGACCCCAAACCCUGCCUCUGAUCUUAACAAAAACCACCAAGAGGUAGAGGCAGUAGGUCCAGGAAGUGCAGAUACAUGUGAUAAAUCAGAGAGUCCAGAUGAAACAAUUGAUGGGAAAUAUCCAAAGCAUAAAACAGAGCCUGAGAACAUCAGGAGUUUUCCAGGUGGAGAACAAGGGCAUCUCCUUCCAGAAAGUCUGGGUGAAGAACCCUUGGAUCCAGAGCCUAACAGUUCUCCAAGUGACAAGGUAGGAGGAGCAGAUGCAUACUUAGGGAGCAGCUCUGCAGACCUUCCUGAGGAAGCAAGUGAUAGACUUGGAGCUUCACAGGAGCCACCUGCAUCAGACUCCCAGGGUGCCCAGGGUCCUGGCCAUUCCACUGCGAGUCUGGAGAGCCAGAGCACACUGAGAAGGCGACUGCUAGUGCCAGAGGCUGGAAGUCAUGAACAAGAAACACAAAAAUUGGAAGAAAACAAAAAGCAUGCACAGGAUAUUAUAAGAAAGAUUAAUAAAAAGGAUUUUUGGAGCCAUGGGCCCAUCUUUCUUGCCUUCCUGGCUAUGGUUCUGAUUUUUGUUUUGCUAGGCUCUAUUAGUAGCUACUAUUCUUCUCAGGCUCAGCAGGUAUCCAAAAAUCCAGCUUUGGAGGCCUUCUUGGUUCAGUUCAACCAAUUGAAGGAUAAAUUUCCAGGCCAGAGUUCCUUCCUCUGGCAGAGAGGACGUAAGUUUCUGCAGAAGCACCUCAAUGCUUCAAACCCCACGGAGCCAGCCACCAUCAUAUUUACAGCAGCUCGAGAAGGAAGAGAGACCCUGAAGUGCCUAAGCCACUAUGUUGCAGAUGCCUAUACCUCUUCCAAGAAAGUCUCUGCUGUUCACAUUGAUGGGGCUGGAAGAACCUUGCAGGACAGUGACACAGUCAAGCUGUUGGUUGACAUGGAACUGAGCUCUGGAUUUGGAAAUGGCCACAAGGCUGCUGUGGUACACCACUUUGAAUCCCUUCCUGCAGGCUCCACCUUGAUCUUCUACAAGUAUUGUGAUCAUGAGAAUGCAGCGUUUAAAGAUGUGGCCCUGGUCCUGACGGUUCUACUAGAGGAAGAAACAUUGGAAGCAAGUGUAGGUCCAAGGGAAACUGAAGAAAAAGUGAGGGAUUUGCUCUGGGCCAGGUUUACUAACUCUGACACUCCUAGUUCCUUUAACCACAUGGAUUCAGACAAAUUGAGUGGGCUGUGGAGCCGUAUUUCCCACCUGGUAUUGCCCGUUCAGCCAGUGAGGAACAUAGAAGAACAUGGGUGUCUUUUAUACAGCUAAGAACACAGUUAGUUAUAGAAGACAUAGAUUUAUUUUUAAAAGUCAGUUUAAAAGCCUUCCAUUUAUCUGGAAGGAGGUUGAAAAAUGUGAGGAAAUAUCCUGAAAAGCACAAAUUAAGUUAUUUUAGAAAAAAAUUCAUUUUUUUGCUUUUUGUAAAAUCUUUCUAGUCAAAGUGUGACAAAGCUAAAAAUUGAUCUGACUUUUCCCCCUUGUCUUUCAGAUAAAUCAGAUUUGACAUACAGCGUGGUAUAUAUAAUUGAGGAUUUUUUAAAAAUCCAAGGGUAUAGCAACACAGUCAUUGCACAAAAAGAUAGUCUAACUUCUCAGAAUAACUAUAGAGUGAUUUUUUUAUUUUCUUGAGUGAGACCGUAAUUAUCCUUUUUGAUCAUUUUUGGACUCGGACUAAAGCAAUUAUAGUAAUAAAGCAAUGAUAAUAUUUAGAAAAUUUUUCUAUAUCAAAUAUUUUAAAAACUCACUUUAAUAACUUGGUUAUGCAAUUUCAGCUUUUACUAAUAUGCACUUUUGAAUAGUAUGAAAAAAGGAAUUGAAAUCAAUCAAAUGUUUAAUGCUUACUGUAUGUAAGGCACUGUGCUUUUAUUCCAUUAAUGAGCUGAGUUAAAACCCACAGUACUCAAUAAAUGUUCUUAAAAAUUGGAAACAAGGAAAUUCUUAAAAAUCUUUACUUCAGCUUUCUUGAAUGAUUUAGAGCAGUGAUUGUCAAACUGCCUACCUGCAGAUUUAAUUGGAACAAAGAAUUCCACUGAUAAUGAAGUUUGAAAACUACUAUUAAGUGGGAAAACAUCUCAGAAGAUAAGAAAUGGGUAGAAAAAAAUGAAUAUUAAAAUUUAUGAGUAGGAAGAGUGAGGAUGACAUAUAGGUUUAUUGUGUAGAAGUGCUGUUCAUGAAAGAUACUAGAAUGUAUGAACAUUUACUGGCAUGCUUUUUGGUGCUUUGGUUAAUUUCUGUCUCCACUAAAUGGAAUUUUGUAAUUAUCCAGGAUAAGAGUUUAUGUGUCCUUUAAGCAGAGCAUAUUUUGGUAGCCAAUUUGAUAAAUUUUGGUGGGCACAUUGGCAUAACUUUACAAAACUUUCUGCUAUGCGGUGAUGAAACAUUAUAUAAUGUGGCUCAUUUUUUGACCAGCCAGUCAGAAGUAAGAAUUGAAGAAAUUCAAGAAAUGUUAUAUUUAAGGAAAGGAAACAGAGAUGGUAGAUAGAUUCUCAGAGGUAUUAAAGGCCAAUAUCAGUUGUUGGACCAUGUUCUGUGAUUGUAAGAAAGAUUGAGAACAGUGUUUAUGGAGACAGCAGUGGUUGAUUUGUAGGUGAGCUCUGAAAGCAGAACUAGUAAGGUAAAUGAUCUUGACCUAAAGAAGGGUCUGUUCCAUUACAUGUCAUAUCUAGGAAUAAUCACUGUGAUCUGGAAUGUUUCAACUAGAUUUUGGCCUCUACUCCCACAAGAGGAUAUUUGUAUUCACAUAUAUAAGAAAUCAUGUGAAGGGAUUAAAAUAUGGAAGGAUUUUAGGAAACACUAAGAAGAUAGAGGGUCUUCACUGAUACUAAAAAGAGAUCACAAAGAUAUGGGGGAAGAAUCUAAAUACCUGCCACAGGAAAGACAUACAUCUGUUCUAAUCAAGACCUUAAGUUGUGCUCAAUUGAGUAUGGGGGCAUACAGAAAGAAACAGGACUUUGUGGAGGAAUCUUCCAAUAGAUUUGAGAAAAGACCUGAACAAAAAAAGUAUAGGGAAUAUAAUGCGUCAAUCCAAAUAAAAUCAGGGAAAGUAGAAGAAAAAUCAUAUAACCAUAUUCAAAUUUUUUUCUGUAUGUCUGCAUCAUAGAUGCUGUCAUAUCACACAAAACCAAUGGUGCCUUAUAGAACUAUUAAAUUGGCCUACUAACUUCUGCUACCUCAGCUCUAUAAAGGGACCCAUAUGUAGUUUGCAUAUCUGAUUUCUAUCAGUGACUCAGAUCACAGCUGAAACAGAUUCUUGUUGCUUCAUUCAAUUGAAUAUGGUUUUUCGUCAUUUCCUUUCAAUAUAAUUUAGGAAAAUAAAUUUCUAAAAGUCACAAUGCUUUGACUGUUAAUCCUUUGCUAAAAACAUUUUUCCUUCCAUGUUUAAGUGCAAGUGAGACUGCUUUCAGUUAUCUGUCCAUUAGUUCAAAAAUCAUUAUAAGAAGCAAUGUAUCAGAGGGCUCUGGGUCUUCUCAUGAAUAAAAUGAUUAUUUUAAGGCAUAAAACUAUAUUUUUAAUUGUACAAGUAAUUAAAAUCUAUUUUCCAAUGGAUUAUUUCUAUUUUUUUAUAUUGUUCAAAUUUUCUUUGAAAAUUUCUUAGCAUAUCUUUCAAAAGUGUAAUAGAUAAUUUGCUUGCUUGACUUAAAAAAAAAGAUUUGUGGGCAUAUGAUACCAUAUAUGAUGAUACCUAAACAUCACCUUUUAAUUAUUAUCAUACGACAACUUUCAUUACAUUAUAUAUUAAUAUAAAUUGCUUCUUGAGUAAUACCAGAGUUGUAGAAGCAACUGGUAGAAUCAGAAACUAUCUCUGGACCAGGGUGUUUUUUUCCCUCCUUAGGGUAAACUUUAGGUUUUCCGGUUAGUUUCCUGAGGUUGGCAGAGAUGUUUCAGGGUGUUCACAUCAAUAAAGAUAGUAAUGCUAUUUGUUUCUGUUUCUAUUUUUUAAAUUGAUAAGUAAUUGAAUUUGAAAGCCUUUUAGCUUAGGGUGGCUAGUGAAGCUCGGCAUGCCUGUGAGCCAUCAUUCAUUCUCUCAGCUAAUCACUCAGUUGAACAAGGUUGGCCACUCAGGUGGUUUUGACCCUUCACACAGUUUUAACUUAUGCUUUUAUCUGUUAUAAACAGGAAGCAUAAUGAGCAUUGAUGUUAAAGUAUAACAAAGAAAUAUGGCAUGUGAAAGUGAUAAUUCAGCAAGAUGAUCUUCACUAGCUUGCAUAUAUAACUUGCAUUUAUCUGACCAAAAUUUUUAUGUAGCCCAUACAGGUCAGUAGCACUUCAAAAACUGCUAAAUAAAAAAUAUAAUUAUUAUAUCUGAUUAGGGUUUUCUUUUAAUAGAAAUAAAGCCUAUAUACAUUCAGUUUAUUUGUAGAGAAGUACUUUUGUAUAGUAACAUGAAACUUUUUAUCAUUUGAUAAUAAAACAUAGUUUUAUUAAAAAUAAACCAGCUCAUCUUUCUAAAGAGCCCACAAUAUAUCAUUUUAUAAAAGCAGUUUUUAUGUUUUUCAUGUUGAACAUGUAGUUAAAUUUCAGUCUUCAUUUUAAUGUUUUAUUUCACCAAUCUGAGCAUAAUAUAUUUCAUUUUAAAAUGUAUUUGUUGAAAAGUCAUGGGGGUAGUGUUUUUUUUUUUUUUUUAAAGUAAUGAAGUACCUUCAAUUCUGUGUAUCACCUGUUCAAUGGGAAAGUUAAUGUUUGCCUUUAUGUAUGUAUUAUGAAUAUUGAUUAUAUAUGAGAUUAUAUAGACUGAAGUUUGUUAGUCACAAAGAUUAGGAAAUCCUUGUUGAUAAUAAUAUAUUUGCAACGAAGACACUACCAAUUCUAGAGAGAACCAAAUAAAGUUAAGAUAUCCAUGUAAAACACAUCUAUCCAUGUAAAACAGUUUCUCCACAUGACUUUCAAAUACAUCUUACUCCUAUUUAUGUUAAGUUUUAGGCAUUAGGUUGUGAAGUAACUGCUGAUAUGGGCAUAAAUUUGCCUGAUUCAGACUGAAACCGGGCUGUGAACUUGUUUCCAACUAACAUACUGCCCUAUAAUUACACUUCUCUAUACAGCAUUGCUUCUCAGCCUCUUUUUAAAAGUAUAUAUAUAAACUAGUGAAGAGAAAACACAACCGGUAUCUCCUAAUCUGUAAAUAAUCUGUAAAGACAUAAAUAAAUUAGUCUUCCUUGCCUUUCAGUAUUACUUGCAGUGUCUAUUUCAGCUUGUUUUGAUGUUUUUAAAAAUCCGUAGAUUGGUUCCUGUUUUGGGAAGUGUUCUCCCACUUUUUCUCAUUGAGGCUUAUAAAAUAUAUUUUGCCCUCAGCUAAGUGCACUUACAUGAAUCAAAAGAACAGUUUGGAUUUGGGGGUUUGGGAAGCAGUGGGCUAAGUAACAUUGCCAUAGAGAGUGGUUGACAAGAAGGUGUUGAGCUUGCUGCCCCUGGACCACAGCUAUCCCAGCCUGCCUUCCCCCUGUGCCCAAACUAGGCCUCACGAUCCUUAUCAACACCAAGCUUCAGGCAACUGCUCCGAGUUGAUCAGAGAUGAGGUGAGAUUUAAAUGUUUGUCAUUCUGUCAAGAAAGAAAGAAGCAACAUACUGCUUUUCAAACCCGAGAGCAUUUUGCUUUUUCCAGUAUUAAUGCCAAAUUUCUAGACAUUCCCCUUCUUAUGUAACUGUGAUUGCUUUUGUGUUUGUUUCUUAUGGAUGUUGAAGAAUGUGCCUUAUUCAAAUUAACUGUCUGGUUAUUACCAAAAAUAAAUAUCCUUAAUUUUU
Molecule: messenger RNA, 6265 nt
Organism: Choloepus didactylus (southern two-toed sloth)
Lineage: Eukaryota; Metazoa; Chordata; Mammalia; Pilosa; Megalonychidae
Product: torsin-1A-interacting protein 2-like
Exons: 5
Coding region: 368-1795 (475 amino acids)
Biological process (GO): endoplasmic reticulum organization; membrane organization
Cellular component (GO): membrane; endoplasmic reticulum
Molecular function (GO): ATPase activator activity
Source: RefSeq, a predicted model, not a curated record